Messenger RNA from Raphanus sativus (radish), 1029 nucleotides. RefSeq names its product zinc finger protein ZAT9. Bases 131 to 760 code for a protein of 209 amino acids. Lineage: Eukaryota; Viridiplantae; Streptophyta; Magnoliopsida; Brassicales; Brassicaceae. The transcript has a single exon. The record is from RefSeq and is a predicted model, not a curated record. Gene Ontology annotation, biological process: regulation of DNA-templated transcription.
UACCUACUCUUAUUAACUUCUCUGUCUCUCUCUUCUCUGCAUCAGUCUCUUUAAGCAAAACUGGGACACAGAAACUUAUUAAAAGUCUUCUUAAGGUUUCUCUGUUCGGUCCCUUGUUUUCUUUAAGAAAAUGCAGAAGCACAAAUGCAAGCUCUGUUCCAAAAGUUUCUGUAAUGGCAGAGCACUUGGUGGUCACAUGAAGUCCCAUUUGGUCUCAUCCCACACGCCCACUCGGAAGAAGCUCCUCGGUGACUCGGUUUAUUCCUCUUCCUCUUCCUCGGAUGGUAAAACUCAGGCCUACGGGUUGAGAGAGAACCCGAGGAAGAGCUGCCGGGUCUUUAAUCCGGAUCCUGAGUCAUCCACCGUUUACAACAACAGCGAGACGGAGACCGAACCCGAGUCAGUGGACCCGGUUCGUAAACGGGGCAUGGGAGAGGUUUCUAAGAAGAAGAGGACGAAGAAGACGAGGAGUAAGAAGAGAGUGUUCGAGAACUCGUCCGAGUCGGGAAAGAAGCAGAAGAGGAGUAUAAGCAACUCCGACGACUCGCCGGAGCCGGCGAGCUCUGUCUCCGACGGUUCUCCGGAACAGGAUUUAGCCAUGUGUUUGAUGAUGCUGUCGAGAGAUUCAAGGGAGAUUAAACCCAUUGUCGCAGCGGAAGAGAUGAAGCCGGAAAAGAGACAUGUCCCGGAGCUCCGCCGCUGUAUGAUAGAUCUGAAUCUUCCUCCGCCGCAAGAAACCGAUGUUGUCUCGGCCAUAUAAAACAGGGGAGGAGGUUUGCAGAGAUGAUCAAAAAUCAAAGCAUCUUGUUGAUUUGGCUUUUCUUCAAGAUCAUUAUUCUUUAAAAACUAGAAACCAUUUUAUUGGUUUUGGAAUCUCUUUAGAUGGUCUUUAUCAGAACAAUGUACUUUUGAUGUAAGACAUAAGAAGCAAACCCCAAGAAACAAGCUGUGUUUCUAGAUUUCUUCUGCAGUUCUUAGUGUCAUGGAUGAUAUAAUAUAUGGUUGGAUCUAUGUUACAUUGUUUUGAUA